AUGAAAUUGGCGGGAAGUACGAACGCAACAAACGCGCCAAUUUACGAAUCGCAGCGACGGCGUUGUACCCAACGGUCGAAGGAAAGAACAGUACGUAUUUACAGUCUAUGCGAAGUAUCCAGAAGAUAUUGGCGCUUCGACCGGUGGAUUACCGGGUCCUUCUUUGCCGGAGCUGAAUUGGCGUUUUGCUCCGGAACACGGAGAAGCUUCGAAGUCGAAUGCCUGCUCUCGCUGCACUGGCGAUCAUUGUCUGAUUUCAGGCGGCUUCGCACUCCUGCGAGGCGAUUGUGUGCUGCCCGGAUCGUGAGUUCUCCAAUUGCGCAAGGCCAUCGCGGUCCUGGUCCUUGUAAUGAUGUUGUCAUGAGUUGA
Marchantia polymorpha subsp. ruderalis is the source of this 369-nucleotide messenger RNA. The record is from the annotation of a GenBank genome assembly. Lineage: Eukaryota; Viridiplantae; Streptophyta; Marchantiopsida; Marchantiales; Marchantiaceae.